AUGAAUCCGAUCCUUGAAUCAUUCCUCUCGCUUCUCAUUCCGGCCGUCGUUCUGCUCCACCUGGCGUGGGCCCCCUACACCAAAGUUGAAGAAUCGUUCAACAUCCAGGCCGUUCACGACAUCCUCGUCCAUGGUGUCCCGACUGAAGAUGCCAAUGAUUUCUUUGCCGAGCACUAUGACCACGUUUCCUUUCCUGGCUCCGUCCCCCGCACUUUUGCUGGCGCAUUGGUGCUCGCCGGCUUGUCCAGACCAUUCGUGACAUGGCUGAGCUCGCCUCCCCAGGUGCAAUUGCUCGUUCGCGCAAUUCUCGGCCUACUCAAUGCAUUUGCCCUGCUUUCCUUCCGCAGGGCCGUAUGGAAAGUGUUCGGGAAGGCUGCCAGCAACUGGUUUGUCUUGUUCCAGGCAACUCAAUUCCAUCUAAUGUACUAUGCGUCCCGUACUCUGCCCAACAUGUACGCUUUUGCAAUGAGCACGCUCGCGUUGAGCUUCUACCUGCAAUCCCUCACCCUGCCUAACGGGGUGCUGUCGACCAAUAUGCUCCGCCUCUGCUUCUACCUCCUCACCAUCGCCGGCAUAGUUUUCCGCUCCGAGCUCGCCCUCCUCCUCAUUUGCCUCGUCCUCCACCAGCUCCUGCAGCGCGCCCCCACCUCCGGCUUCCUCCCCUUCCUCCGCUUCGUCAUCCCCUCCGGCCUCGCCGGCGCCUUCAUCGGCCUCCUCAUCACCGUUCCCAUCGACACGUACUUCUGGCGUACCUACCCCCGCCCCCUCUGGCCCGAAUGGUCCGCCUUCGCGUACAACACGCUCCAAGGCCACGCCUCGGACUGGGGCACUUCGCCCACGCACUACUACUUCCUCUCCGCGCUCCCCAAACUCCUCCUCAACCCCCUCACCUACACCCUCCUCCUCCCGCUCUCCCUCCUCAACGCCGCCACCCGCGGCCCGAGCGCCGCCCUCCUCGCCCCCUGCCUCGCCUUCGUCGCCAUCUACAGCGCCCUCCCGCACAAAGAGUGGCGCUUCAUCAUCUACGUCGUCCCCGCGCUCACCGCCUGCGCUUCCGCCAGCGCGGGCUGGAUCUCCACCCGCUACGCCAAGGCCCGCGCAUACCGCGUCGCGAGCUGGGUCCUACUGGCUUCCGUGGUGCUGUCGGGCGCCGUCUCCGCCGCGCUGCUCGCCGUCUCUGCGCAAAACUACCCCGGCGGCACGGCGCUCGUCCGGCUUCACAGCAUCGUCGCGUUCCAGGAAGACGCGCUCGGCGGGAACGAGCAGCAGCUCCAGCCCCGCGUGAGGGUGCACCUCGACAACCUCGCGUGCCAGACCGGCGUCACGCAUUUCCUCGAAAAAGGCGGACCGGGACUGCGCCACGCAGUAUCGUCGUCUUCGUCUUCCUCGCCGGAACGCGACGGCGAAUGGGCGCUGCGCGACGACGGCGGCAUCGAGUUCGUCCCGUACUCGCCCGCGGAAAAGGCGCGGCGCUCGUCGUCGUCAUCAUCUUCGUCCUCGGACCGCUGGGUCUACGAUAAAACGGACGAUCCUGACAUGCUACUCAACCCCAGCUUUUGGGCUGACUUUGACUAUGUGUUGGCGGAGCGCCCGGAGAAGGUCAUCGGCAAGUGGGAGGUCGUGGACGUGGUGUACGCUUUCGGCGGCAUCCGGAUCGUGCGGCCCGGCGAAAAGCUGGGGGAGGUUUUGGGCGGGGUAGAAGAGGGAUUGGGGCCAAGGAGUGAGAGUUUGAGACGGCUGGUCUUGGGCGUGGAUGAGAGGAAGACGGGCUGGUUUUGGGGGUGGGCGGAGGAGUGGGUGAGGGAGAGGAUUACGAGGGGAUGGUGGGUGGGCGUGAGGUUGGAGCCGAAGAUUAGAAUUUUGAAGAGGGUGGGGACGUUGUAG
Diplodia corticola is the source of this 1884-nucleotide messenger RNA. Its product is annotated as alpha-mannosyltransferase subunit. The record is from RefSeq and is a predicted model, not a curated record. Gene Ontology annotation, biological process: protein N-linked glycosylation. NCBI's taxonomy places the organism in Eukaryota, Fungi, Ascomycota, Dothideomycetes, Botryosphaeriales, Botryosphaeriaceae. Gene Ontology annotation, molecular function: alpha-1,6-mannosyltransferase activity. The transcript has 4 exons. Gene Ontology annotation, cellular component: endoplasmic reticulum membrane. The coding region runs from base 1 to 1884 and encodes 627 amino acids.